This is a messenger RNA of Salvelinus namaycush (lake trout), 704 nucleotides long. RefSeq lists its product as uncharacterized. Lineage: Eukaryota; Metazoa; Chordata; Actinopteri; Salmoniformes; Salmonidae. The record is from RefSeq and is a predicted model, not a curated record. The transcript is spliced from 5 exons. The coding region runs from base 39 to 704 and encodes 221 amino acids.
UCUCUGGGGAGAGAGAGGAGGAGACCACUGCCUCUAAAAUGAGUCUCUCUGGGGAGAGAGAGGAGGAGACCACUCCCUCUAAAAUGACUCAAGACACCAGUUCUAAGAAUGUCCAGAAGCCCAGAGCAGAGUCACCUACAACCAGCCUGCUAUCAAUGAAGAGUGAUCAGCCACCUACUUUCAGCCAGGAACCAUUACCAGAUGACAAUAAGGAAGUGGAGAGUUUGGACAGUGAGGAUGCAUUAAAGAUCACACACAACCUUCUGGACAGAAGAAGUCAAACUCUGCUGACAGUCCAACAAGACAUUAAGGCUAAACUGAAACACAAGUAUCAACACAUAUCUGAAGGAAUUGGACACCAUGGAAACCAAAGUCUGUUCAAGGACAUCUACACAGAGCUCUACAUCACAGAGGGUGGAAGUGGAGGGCUCAAUAAUGAACAUGAGGUUAGACAGAUAGAGAUGGCAUCCAAGAAACAAACCACACAAGAGACACCAAUCAAAUGCAACGACAUCUUCAAGAACCCUUCAGCAACAAGACUAGAACCUGACCAAUGUUCAGCCCUGGCCUACCUGUUACUGAUGUCAGAGGAGGUGCUGGAGGAGUUUCGGACCUGCAAGACAUACAACACAUCAGAGGAAGGUUAUCAGAGGUUGCUGCCGGUCGUUAGAAACCUGCAAGAGAGCACUACUGGAUGGCUGUGA